This is a messenger RNA of Heterotrigona itama, 940 nucleotides long. The record is from the annotation of a GenBank genome assembly. Lineage: Eukaryota; Metazoa; Arthropoda; Insecta; Hymenoptera; Apidae.
AUGUAUUCUGGAAGAUUUGCAUUUUUUGUGCGUUCGGAGGGAUUACUGUGCACAAGGUAGAAUGGAAGACCUUAAUUAAAUAAAAAAUUAAGAUAAAAGAAUCUUACAGAUGAUUUCAAAAUAAUUCGCGAACGGAGGUUAUUUCACGCAUGUGAAUUAAUUUCUUGUUGCCAUCUUUCGAUUUCUGUAACUACACGUAAAAAAAAGUUGUUUUUACAGAAAUUUUUUUCUUAACGAUGUAAUGAUCUUCCUUUUUUUUGCUAUUCAAUGUUUUAGAAAUCACUUGCUAAGCUUUCACCAAAAUAUCACAAAACAUGCGUUAAAACGUCUGAAAGCAACAAUUUUCCCACCAAAACCAAAAAAGCCAGAAUCCCCUUUUCUUCUGUAUGUGAGACAUGUUAAACCACAGUUUAUCAAAGAAGAACCUGAUAUGAAAUAUUCUGAGAUAUUACAAAGAGCAUCCAACGAGUGGGCAAAACUGGAUUUUGUUGAAAAGCAGAAUUUUAGAGUUGAGUUCGACAAAAAUUACAAAAUAUAUACAGAAAAAUUGAGAGAAUAUGAUGACUCUGUUACUGAGGAACAAAAGCAAUUGUGGAAACAAAAGAAGAAAGAAUAUGAAAAAGCAGAUAUCAAAAAGAAAUAUGAAGUACUUGGAAAGCCAAAGAAACCAUUGAACGCGUAUUUGUUUUACUUGUGGUCAAAGAGGAAAGAUAAAGAUCCAGAUAUCCCUACUCAGGAUUGGAUAAAAUCAGUGUCUGUGAGCUGGAAAGCAUUGUCGGAUGAAGAAAAGGAACCAUAUAUCACAGAGGCUAUGCAACAUAAUGCACAAUAUUCCAAGGAUUUAAAAAAGUGGGAGAUGGAAAUGAUACGUUCUGGUAAUUUUGAUAUUGUAAGAAAUAAAACUUUAUUGGAAUAUAAGAAUGCUAAUUUUGAGGAAUAA